Messenger RNA from Cygnus atratus (black swan), 4662 nucleotides. It is a transcript of the gene SLC37A1, whose product is annotated as solute carrier family 37 member 1. Bases 388 to 1974 code for a protein of 528 amino acids. Gene Ontology annotation, molecular function: glucose 6-phosphate:phosphate antiporter activity. The transcript has 21 exons. The record is from RefSeq and is a predicted model, not a curated record. Gene Ontology annotation, cellular component: endoplasmic reticulum membrane. Lineage: Eukaryota; Metazoa; Chordata; Aves; Anseriformes; Anatidae. Gene Ontology annotation, biological process: glucose-6-phosphate transport; phosphate ion transmembrane transport.
GGGCCCGGGCGGACCGGUCCCGCCGCGCAGCACCCGCGGCCGGGCGGCGCUCGGCAGCCUCGCCCGGCUGCUCUGGGCUCGGGCACGGAGCAGGAAGGCACCGGCAGGGCGGCGGAGGCAGGGAGGGAGCUGCGCUUCGUGUGGUGCAGGGGGACGCCUGAAGGAACAGCGCGAAGUUUGGAAGAUCAGCAAUUAACAGAAACCAGGUGAAAAACUGGCCACAUAGUGACUGAACGUGUAAGAAAAGAAUCUAAACGAGAUCUUCCGAGUUUGUUAACAGCCUACAAUUGCACAGCUCGGGGAGGAUCUUUGUUACACAUUCUGAAGAGCAGCUAACGUUUUCACAAGAGUGUAAUCGUGUUGCCUAAGAUUUGAUACCAGCUGUAGAUGGCUCAGCUUCCUCCUGGGAUUCGCUUCAUUACUUCAUUUUCACGAGAUCAGUGGUAUAGAGCCUUCAUUUUCACUCUCACCUUCUUCUUGUAUGCCAGCUUCCAUUUAUCAAGGAAACCUAUCAGUAUAGUUAAGGGAGAGCUGCAUAAGCAUUGUGCUGCUUCGCGUGAAGUUGAACUCAGCUCCUACAGAGAAUAUGCUGCCCAGAUUCAGCCUGUCAAAAAGCCAUCUAAUGCAUCUCAGUGCGGCUGGGAACCAUUUGAUAAGAAUAACUACAAGCAGUUACUGGGAGCACUGGAUUACUCAUUCCUGUGUGCAUAUGCAAUUGGAAUGUACUUAAGUGGGAUAAUAGGAGAACGGCUACCUAUCCGGUACUAUCUGACAGUUGGAAUGCUUGCUAGCGGACUCUUCACUGCAAUGUUUGGAUUGGGUUAUUUCUAUAAUAUACAUAACCUGUGGUUUUACAUAAUGGCCCAGAUAGCUAAUGGGUUGGUGCAAACUACUGGCUGGCCAAGUGUCGUUACAUGUAUUGGCAACUGGUUUGGAAAAGGAAGGAGAGGAUUGAUCAUGGGAAUCUGGAAUUCGCACACUUCGGUGGGAAAUAUCUUGGGAUCCUUAAUUGCUGCUUAUUGGGUGUCUACGUGCUGGGGUCUCUCCUUUGUGAUGCCUGGUGUUAUCAUUGCAGUGAUGGGAAUAUUUUGUUUCCUCUUUCUUAUCGAACAUCCUAAAGAUAUAAGUUGCUCCUCCACGCCAUCCAGUAGUUCUAAAGCCUUCCUGAAUGGUGCAUCUCGAUUCAGAGUCCACAUGCCAACCUUAAAUGCUAAGGAAGCCAGCAAGCCUCAGGACCCAGAGAUGCAGCAUUUGCUUAUUGACACUGAAAACUGCACGGCAUCACCGAACUCGAGCAGUGCAGUCACUGGGGAAGGUAGACAUGGGACAUCAGCUAUCAGCUUCCUUGGGGCCUUGCGAAUACCUGGAGUCAUAGAGUUCUCCCUUUGUCUUCUGUUUGCAAAACUGGUGAGCUAUACUUUCCUCUUCUGGCUUCCCCUCUAUAUCACAAAUGUGGAACAUCUUGAUGCCAAAAGAGCUGGGGAUCUUUCUACAUUGUUUGAUGUGGGUGGAAUCUUUGGUGGAAUUUUGGCAGGCCUGAUUUCAGACAGGCUAGAGAAGAGGGCAUCGACCUGUGGAAUGAUGCUAUUGCUGGCGGCACCCACAUUGUACAUGUUCUCUGCAGUCAGUAAAAUGGGCCUUGAGGCUACUGUAGUGAUGCUGCUUAUCAGUGGUGCCCUGGUGAACGGACCUUAUGCACUGAUCACCACUGCCGUCUCUGCUGACUUGGGUACCCAUAAAAGUCUGAAAGGGAAUGCAAGAGCCUUGUCCACAGUGACAGCAAUCAUCGAUGGAACAGGAUCUGUAGGUGCGGCUUUGGGGCCUCUCUUAGCUGGUCUCAUUUCCCCAUCUGGUUGGAACAACGUGUUUUACAUGCUCAUGGUGGCAGAUGCAUGUGCCUUGCUAUUCUUACUCCGUCUUAUUCAGAAGGAACUUCGGUGUAAUGCAGAUCAUACCCUGUUUAAAGAACACUGAGCUGAGAGACCAGAUUUGGAAGAAUGACUGUGUAAGUGACCAGAGCGCUCCCCUGAAAAAAACUUUGUGGAAUGUGUUAUUCUAUACUUAAGAGAUUCUAUUUGGUGAAGAAUUUUUGCACGUUUACUGGAAGCAAUUUGAGAAACGCAACUGGUAAAUCCCUGAAGCUCUUAUUUUUGCACAUGAAUAAGUACCUCAGGAUGGCAACUAUUCAUCAGAUGGAGGGACAGGAACUUUGGGAAGCUUUUAGCAGAGCGCCUCAACUGAGCCAAAGAGAAAUACCAAGUGCCUUUUUAUUUCUUUUGAUAGGAUGUUUUUAAUUAAAGUGCUGUACUGUGUGUUUUCCAAAAACAAGUCAGAAGUAGAGCAGAAGGAUGUUGAAAUCAUAACAGACAGUCUAGCAGUGAAAUGUCCCUGUGUCAGUGAGCAAAGUAUCCCUUAUGUUAUCGUGUGCAUCACUGUGAUCGAGGGCAUCACAUUAUAGAGGGCAAGACCAGCUGGUUAUUAAUGUACACUGCUAUUAGGAUUUCAAAGCUGUUCAGACAAUAAUAACCUCACCAUAUUAUUAGUUUUUAACUAUAGCACAAAUUCUAAUCCCAAGGACAACAUCCAACCUUUCGGUAGGUAAUGAAAUGGAAUUUACAGUUGCAGUGUACCACAGUUAGUGGUUUUCACAGGCUCUCCGGGUAGAUGUUAGUCCUCAGUUAGGAUUGUGCAAAACGGAGUCCCAAGCAACAAGAAGAAGUAGGUUAUGAGUCAGAAUUUCCAGUGGGGGGCUCUAACGAUUUUCAGGGCAUUAUAAACUGGUAGUGCAAACGUCACAUAAUUGUUGUGCUGCUCCUCUAGGCUGGGUUGAAAUGACAGGUGGUUCCUUUGGGGUGGCAAAGAACUGUAUGCUGCCACACUUCAGCAUUACAGGAUUGAAAAGAGUAGCUGCUUUAGUGCCCAGUGCCACAAUGAUCUUUGUUGGGUACUCCGGUGGUGUUGUGUGCACUUGGAAGUCAUUGUCAGAUCAGGGCCUCAAUAACCAGAAAUCUCUUUCAAGCGGCUAAUUUCAAGUGGCUUUGAGUUUCAGAUUCAGAGCCAAAAUAUGUAUGUAUAUAUAAGAGAAGAAAAAUUACCUAGGUGGUAGGUUGUAAGAGGACAUUUCAGUAACUAGUGUUACCCAGCAAACAGACAAUUUAAUGUCUUCAGAACAUAUCAUUUCUUCAUACAGGUAUCUCCUUUGCAAAACAGAUGUUUCUGUGAUCUUUUUUUAAACAUGUACAAAGUAAAAAGGAAUUUUUUUGUACGAGGUGUUUAUACUUAGAUUGUGAAGGUUAGAUAACUUAAACUGUGUAUUGUUCGUAACUGUAUUUAUUAAAGUUCUAGGCACAUGUCUUGUUCUGAACUAUGCUGUAAGUUUUGUGAAACAAUGCAGUAGUGUUUGUACUUGAUUAACAAAACAGCACUCUAAAAUAGCCUGGGAAAACAUGGAGAAAUGUCUCAUCAGCUGCUGGUAUUAUGUUCCAUGUGUUGGCACAAUACUUAAUUUCCAGGACUGUUUUGUAAUGGUUCAGUCUCUGAUCAGUUAUUUCACUGUUUUGAUUCAGCAUGUGCUUUAUGCUUGAUCCAGCAUAAGAAUGUGUUCAUUUUUUUAUCUGUUUUGCUGAACAGACAUAGGGAAGACCUCAGUCCCACAAAAAUUUGUGGCAGGUACCAAAGUCUUUGCAAGUGAAUGCUCUAUGUAGGCUCUGAAGCUGCAGUUACCUAGAUCAAUGGUUAACUGUACACCUUUUGAGUAAACCUGUUGAGACCGGGGGGACACUUAGCCUGUACUGGUAAAUCCAUGCUGCAUUUAGGCUUUAGGAUGUAUUUAAAUGCCACAGAAUUCUGCAGUAGAUCAGGGGACUCAUCUAGCCUGCAAGGAAAAAUAACGCUGCAUCCCCAAAAGAGCUGUGCUGGCAUGACCUUAAGAACUGUGUGAGAAAGGAGGGAUGGAGAACUUCUUUAGCUGAAGAUGCCAAUCUGUUCCCCCAAAAAAGCUAUGUAGAGCUGUAUCACUAGUUUAUCAACAUGAUUUAUGCUCUUAUACUCUGCCACACUCAGAUUUUGAGAGGCUGUUCCCUAUGGGUUGAAGUCGUUGGUUGAGAUGCUUUCACUUAUAUUUAACAGCUACACAUUGUAAAGAUGUUUAACUGUGUUUUGGAUUUUACAUGUUUUACUUGUUGGGGCUGCUGCUGUUAUUUAUUUAUUUAUUUGAAUAGCUAUUGUGCUGAAGUGACUUAGAUAUGGGAUUGUGAAAACAUUUGAGGUGCUGGGCUGAGUCCUUCCUUCCACUGAUCACAGGAGGGAACUGGGACUCCCGCUGCACCGAUGUCUUUUUCCUUGCUAAUGUGCCACAUUUCAGUUCCUCCCAGCAACGAAUGUGUUUGACAAAAAGAUGAAGAUUGCUGCUCUUUUGUAACAACCCUAAGGGUCCCCCAAGUUGUGAACAAACUGUUUUGUUAUUACUGGGUGUCAAUAUUCGUUCAUCUGGAAAUGAGCAAGACUGACAAAAUUUUGUAUAUGGAAACAUGAAUGACCAGUAGGUAGAGCAGAAUUGAAAUAAGACUGCAGGGUUUGUUUUUUGUUUUUAAUGCUGGUUAUUGUGAAUUUUAUCUAUUUAUCUUCUGUGUAGAAUAAAAAUGGGUUCUGCUUUAAAAUGAG